AUGAGAUCUCUUGUGCAACAAGUUGCGAGAGGCUGCACAUGGUGUCGUAUCUACAAGGCUGUCCCAAAACCACCGGUAAUGGCUCCUCUUCCCCAGGAGCGAUUAGAACCGUUUGUGAGACCCUUCACGUAUGUUGGUUUGGACUAUUUUGGACCGGUGUUUGUCAAGGUGGGCCGAAGUCAGGCAAAGCGUUGGAUCGCGCUUUUCACAUGCCUAUCAAUCCGAGCCGUGCAUAUGGAGGUAGUGCAUAGUUUAUCCACGGAAUCGUGCAUCAUGGCCAUCCGAAGAUUCGUAUCUCGCCGUGGUUCGCCUGCUGUGUUCUUUUCGGAUAAUGGUACUUGCUUCCAAGGUGCCAGCAAACAACUGCUGGAAGAGAUAGCUGCUCGAAACGAAGAAAUAGCGUCUACCUUUACGAGUACUACAACAAAAUGGAAGUUCAUUCCCCCUGCUACUCCGCACAUGGGUGGUGUGUGGGAGCGCUUAGUCAGAUCAGUAAAAACAGCAAUCGGUUCGGCCCUGGAUCAUCCUCGUAAACCGAACGAUGAAACGCUAGAAACUAUAAUCUACGAGGCUGAAGCUUUAGUGAACUCUAGACCGCUUACGUACAUCCCGUUGGAGUCAGCAGACCAAGAGUCACUUACUCCCAAUCAUUUCCUUUUGGGCAGCUCUACAGGAAACAAAAUCGAACCAACAGAAAUCACUGGAUACGCUUCUCUGCGUAACAGUUGGAGAAUGGCUCAGCAUAUCGUGUGGGAGUUUUGGAAAAGGUGGAUAAAGGAAUAUCUGCCAGUUAUAACACGCCGGAGCAAGUGGUUCGAGGAAACUAAGGACUUGGUGGAAGGAGACCUGGUCCUUAUCGUGAACGGACCUGGAAGAGCUCAAUGGACUAGGGGACGAGUGGAGCAAGUAUUUGUUGGUGGUGAUGGAAGGGUUCGUCAAGCUAUGGUACGAACGUCGAACGGAAUAGUGCGGCGACCUGCCACGAGAUUAGCGGUGUUAGACGUCGAGAAAGAAGGUGAACCUACGAGACUUUAG
Messenger RNA from Aedes albopictus (Asian tiger mosquito), 1035 nucleotides. RefSeq lists its product as uncharacterized. Gene Ontology annotation, biological process: DNA integration. The record is from RefSeq and is a predicted model, not a curated record. The coding region runs from base 1 to 1035 and encodes 344 amino acids. The transcript has a single exon. Gene Ontology annotation, molecular function: nucleic acid binding. NCBI's taxonomy places the organism in Eukaryota, Metazoa, Arthropoda, Insecta, Diptera, Culicidae.